Molecule: messenger RNA, 1362 nt
Organism: Rhizoctonia solani
Lineage: Eukaryota; Fungi; Basidiomycota; Agaricomycetes; Cantharellales; Ceratobasidiaceae
Product: oxalate decarboxylase
Exons: 13
Coding region: 1-1362 (453 amino acids)
Biological process (GO): oxalate metabolic process
Source: RefSeq, a predicted model, not a curated record
AUGCUGUUUACGCCUCUCCUCGCACUUGCCACCUAUGCCGCCGCCGCUCCAGCCGGUACUAGCUCCAGCCUGUCUGUCGCUCCCACAUCUACAUCCACACCUGCGAGCGCCACUGCUGCCACAGGCACCUCUGCAGCAGCAGUGCCCUCGCCGACAGUUCCAUAUGCAUCGGACGACCCAAACUACUCGUACCUUGACCGCUACCAGAGCGGCACACCUGAGCCGAUCAUAGGUGCAGCCGGAGCGGACAUCCUUGGACCGCAGAACAUACCGCUGGAGAGGGAGAGUCCGGACUUCAUGGCGCCUCCUACGACCGAUAGCGGCUCUGUGGAAAACGUGAAGUGGCCGAUGGCGAUAUCGCACAACCGAGUGCAAGACGGAGGAUGGGCUCGUCAGCAGAACGAGCACGACAUGCCGCUUGCGACUGCGAUGGCAGGGGUGGAUAUGAGACUGAAGGCUGGGGCGAUUCGUGAGAUGCACUGGCAUGUUACUGCAGAGUGGGGAUAUGUCAUGGCUGGUAGCUGCAGGGUCAACGUCGUCAAUCAGCUCGGUCGCAACUAUCUUGCCGAUGUGUAUCCCGGUGACCUGUGGUACUUCCCAGAAGGCAUCCCGCACUCCAUCCAAGGACUCAACGACACUGCCGACGGAUGCGAGUUCAUGCUUGUCCUGGAUAGUGGGACUUUCAGCGAGGACUCUACGUUCUUGCUGACUGACUGGAUGGCACACGUGCCGAAGGAGGUGUUGGCGAAGAACUUCCGAGUCAACGCGUCUGCGUUCGACCACAUUCCUGGCGAGCAGCUGUGGAUCUUCCCGUCGGCUGUGCCGACCGAGAGCGUGGCAGAGGCGAACCCUGUGAGUCCGCAAGGAGAGGCGCUACUACCAUACACUUUUGCUGCGAGCAAGGCACCGGCUACGAACGUGACCGGGGGGUCUGUGAAGGUGGUGGACUCGCGGACGUUCAACGUGUCGAAGACGAUCGCGGUGGCAGAGGUGACUGUGGUGCCUGGAGGUAUCCGUGAGCUGCAUUGGCAUCCUACUCAACCUGAGUGGACGUUCUAUCUAGAGGGAACUGCACGUGUGACUGUGUUCGCAUCUUCAGGCAACGCUCGCACCUUCGACUACCAGGCUGGUGACAUCGGAUACGUACCACCGACGUUCGGUCACUACGUCGAGAACACUGGCAACACGACGAUGAAGUACCUUGAGAUCUUCAAGACUGACAUAUACGAAGACAUCAGUCUGAACCAGUGGCUCGCUCUCACGCCGCCUGAGAUGGUCAAGGCACACCUGCAACUGGAUGACGAGACGAUCUCGCAGCUGCAGAAAGUGAAGCCGAUUGUCGUGGGACCUGGCGAGUGGUAA